GCGGCUGAUCAUGCUGUGUAAACUGAGCGCCUACCUUUAAAUCGGAUAGCAAGUCAGCUGCUUCUGAAUCACUGACAAAGGGGUAGGCAUAUCAUUAUCCUAAGAUUCUGGAAUACAGUACUUUCGUUUUUUAUGAGGACAAAAAAGCAGCAGACUUUCUAUUUAGUACGGGGGGUCCGCUGAAUAGUAUGGGAGCGCUAUGUUGGCCAGAGAAAGGAUUAUACCUGAGGAUUUUAUUCCGACACGUUUAGCCGAGGAUGUCUCUCAACCGAAGUUUAGAGCCAAACAGAGGAAGGCUCGCUUUGUGGCGAAGAAUGGGACCUGCAACGUUGCACAGACGAAUAUCCAAGAGCAGGGACGGUUUCUACAGGAUGUUUUCACCACCCUAGUGGAUUUUAAAUGGCUGUAUACUCUUAUAAUAUUUACUAUGUCGUAUCUUUGCAGUUGGCUGCUGUUUGGUAUGAUUUGGUGGCUUAUAGCCUUUGCACACGGAGACCUCGACCAGAAUAGCGACAGCUUUGUUCCCUGUGUGACGAGCAUUCAUUCUUUUUCUUCGGCCUUCCUUUUCUCUAUCGAGGUGCAGGUGACCAUCGGCUUUGGGGGGCGGAUGAUCACAGAAGAAUGCCCAGCUGCCAUCCUGUGUCUCAUCGUCCAAAACAUCGUGGGUCUUGUCAUCAACGCAAUCAUGCUGGGUUGCAUUUUCAUGAAGACAGCUCAAGCCCAUCGCCGAGCGGAGACCCUUAUUUUCAGCAAGCACGCUGUAAUUGCGAUCAGGGACAGCAAACUUUGUUUCAUGCUGCGAGUGGGGGACCUGAGGAAGAGUAUGAUCAUCAGCGCUACCAUAAAAAUGCAAGUAGUUAGGAAGACGACCACUUUGGAGGGGGAGGUCGUGCCCCUUAACCAGAUAGACAUCGAGAUGGAGAACCCAGUGGGUACCAAUGCCGUCUUUUUGGUGUCGCCCCUUAUUAUAUCCCACGUUAUUGACAAAAAGAGCCCACUGUAUGAGAUAUCGGCUAGUGAUUUGCACCAUGAAGAUCUGGAAGUGGUUGUCAUUUUGGAAGGAGUUGUGGAGACCACUGGUAUCACUACUCAAGCCAGAACGUCUUACUUAGCUGAGGAGAUACUUUGGGGGCAGCGGUUUGUACCUGUAGUCUCAGAAGAAGAGGGAAGGUACUCGGUGGACUACUCAAAGUUUGGAAACACCGUGAAAGUAGCUACCCCCAGCUGCAGUGCUAAAAAUCUUGACCAAGAUGGAAGUCUCUUAAAAGUAAAACUCCAUGACCCUUUGACACAAAAGGAUUUGGUGAGAAAAAGAACCAAUGCCUCAAUCCGAUUCAAACAAAGACUAUGUCAACCAGUAACAAUAAUUAAAGACUAAUAAUAAUGCAGAAUAUUUAUAUUUUUAGCAUGGGUGAUGUUAUGCCACAUUAUUGUCGUCCACAAAUAUUAGAUCUGAGGUAUCGGAUUAUAAUUCUUCUGGUAUCAAUUUAUGUACACACUACAUUUAUUGUAAAACCAUUUUUAAAAAUCCGUAAAAAUACAACAGUCUUACAGGUAACUUUCUGUACAUUUGUCAGUUACCAAUACGUUCUGUAAACGUUCGUUCAUUUUUGCGAAUGUAGUCUGUUACUGUUACACGUUGCUGCGUUUUGUUUGCAGUUUUGCAUAUUUUUUUAACAGUAAGACAUGUAAAAUGUAACUUCUGCAUUAACAUUUACAUGUACUGUAUUUCACCAAACGUGUUAUACAGCAUGCUUUACAUUUUCGGGAAAUGUUAUCAGACUUGAAUGACUUGUUUUAUAUUUAUUUGUCAUUCUAACGUACCUAUGUUUGUACACGAACAAGGGAUAAAAACAGUGAGUAACCAUUGCAGUGUAUGGCACUGUAUUUAAUACAAGUUGGCGAGUACUUAAUAACUCUGUAGCCUAUAACCUGCAGUUCUGGAAAUAGGUAUCAUCUACACCCCGCACGCAUUUUUUAGUUUAUAUUCAAAAUAUUGUAUGAUUUUGACUUGUGGAGGAAAAAUAUAUAUAUUGACACUUUUUUUAUUCAGCCCCAAUGUCUUAAACCUUUCAUAAAUAUCCUAUAAUUAUUUAUACAAUAAAAUGUGCUAUAUACCCCUACAAUCAAUUUAAAAGGCAUGUUGUUUUGCAAAAAGUACUACUCAGGUAAACAAGUGAUUAAACUAUUAUAUGACAAAAAGAAUAUACGAAUGUGUUAAUUAUUUUUUGAAUGUGUAGAUUCGAUUAUAAUCUUUUGUUUUUUCUUGUUUUAUACAAUGGCGGCAAAGGCAACAGUGGUGAUCUCAGUUAUUGGUUAUUAUAAAACGAGCAGUUCCACGUUUUGUUUUAAUAUAUUGCAUUGCAAUUUAUUACUUUUUUAAGUGUCACUUCAGACUUGAAAAAUAAAUCAAUGAAACAGUUUCAUCUGGAAAAGAAAAAUACAAUUAGUAAAUCUAAUUAAUAUAUAUAUAUAUAUAUAAGUCUACUCAGAAAGAAAAAUAAGCAGUAUUGGAGCCGUUCUAUUUUAUUGCCAAACGUUUGGCGCCCUCUGCUGAAUUUAUGAGUUCAGUAGUUCUGUUCUAUUCACUGGCUAAGCUAUUUGAAUACCAUCCUGUGUCACGCAUGUCGUUUUUUGAUUAAAGGAAGUUAUAACUCA
Molecule: messenger RNA, 2658 nt
Organism: Acipenser ruthenus (sterlet)
Lineage: Eukaryota; Metazoa; Chordata; Actinopteri; Acipenseriformes; Acipenseridae
Product: ATP-sensitive inward rectifier potassium channel 11-like
Exons: 1
Coding region: 200-1378 (392 amino acids)
Biological process (GO): potassium ion import across plasma membrane; regulation of monoatomic ion transmembrane transport
Cellular component (GO): plasma membrane
Molecular function (GO): ATP-activated inward rectifier potassium channel activity
Source: RefSeq, a predicted model, not a curated record